This is a messenger RNA of Phragmites australis (common reed), 1988 nucleotides long. RefSeq names its product protein JINGUBANG-like. Lineage: Eukaryota; Viridiplantae; Streptophyta; Magnoliopsida; Poales; Poaceae. Bases 183 to 1637 code for a protein of 484 amino acids. Gene Ontology annotation, molecular function: protein binding. The transcript has a single exon. The record is from RefSeq and is a predicted model, not a curated record.
GGCCCUUUCUUCCCCGCCGCAACCCCGUAACGGUCAUAACGACUUUUUCCCUUCCCGCCACUUUCUCUUCGCCUCUCACUGACCAGCUCCUCCACGCAUACACAGCCCCGCUCUCCCCCUUCCUCUCCCAUUUCUCCCAUUCACUGUACCGGCGCGCCGCCACGGGCUCCGGCAAGAAACCGAUGAGACAUAGCGAUGCCGAGGGGGGCGGCAGUGGCGUUCCACGUUCGCACCCGUCGAACCUCCCGCUGCCGGCGCCGCAGUCCGACCCGAACCUCCAGUUCUCGGGGACGGACGAUGACUUCUCGAACCGGCACAGCAGCUCGUCCGCGACGGGCGGCGCGAGCCCCGGGUUCUACUCCGACUACCCGUCCAGCUUCAGCGGCGAUUGCUCGCCUUACAACAUGUCCCCCUGGAACCAGACCAUGGCGUCCCCUUGGUCGCACCACAGCGAGGCGUCCAUGGCAGGCCACGGCGGCGCGCCCACCAUGGCGCCAGGCACCAGCCUCAUCGGCUCGUUGGUGAGGGAGGAAGGCCACAUCUACUCGCUCGCCGCCAAGACCGACACGUUGUACACCGGCUCGGACAGCAAGAACAUCCGCGUAUGGCGCAAGCAGAAGGACUCCGGCGGCUUCAAGUCGUCGAGCGGCCUCGUGAAGGCCAUCGUCAUCUCCGGCGAGCGUAUCUUCACUGGCCACCAAGACGGAAAGAUCAGGGUGUGGAAGGUGUCGCCCAAGAACGGCCUGCACAAGCGCGUGGGCAGCCUGCCGCGGCUGCGCGACUUCCUGCGCGGCUCGCUGAACCCGUCCAACUACGUGGAGGUGCGCAAGAACCGGACGGCGCUGUGGAUCCGGCACAGCGACGCCGUGUCGUGCCUGAGCCCGACGGACGCGGCGCAGGGCCUGCUCUACUCGGGGUCGUGGGACCGCACCUUCAAGGUGUGGCGCAUCACCGACUCCAAGUGCCUCGAGUCGGUGGUGGCGCACGACGACAACGUGAACGCCAUCGUGGCGGCGUUCGACGGGCUGGUGUUCACCGGCUCGGCGGACGGCACGGUGAAGGUGUGGCGGCGGGAGCUGCAGGGGAAGGGGACCAAGCACGUGGCCGUGCAGACGCUGCUGAAGCAGGAGCACGCGGUGAACGCGCUCGCCGUGAGCGCCAUCGCGCCGGUACUUUAUUGCGGCUCCUCCGACGGGCUCGUCAACUUCUGGGAGGGUGAGCGGCACCUGGUCCACGGCGGAGUGCUGCGCGGGCACAAGAAGGCCGUGUUCUGCCUCGCCGCGGCCGGUGCCCUCCUUCUCAGCGGCUCCGCCGACAACACAAUCUUCGUGUGGCGGCGCGAUGGCGGUGUGCACUCCUGCCUCUCGGUGCUCACGGGCCACACCGAGCCGAUCAGGUGCAUCGCCGUCGUCGAGGACAACGCCGACGGCGGCGACGCCAGCCGCGCGACCGGGUCGGCCCCCCGGUGGAUCGUGUACAGCGGCAGCCUCGACAAGUCGAUCAAGGUGUGGCGCGUGUCCGACGAGGCGCCGGAUGCGCUGCUCCAGGGCCCGGGCGCCGGCGACGCGCGGCAGAUGUUUGACCGGUAUCCCGGCGACCCGUUCGUGGCCGGAAGCUCGUCGAGAUCGUUCCGUUGAACGUAUGAGAUCACUUGCAACAAAAAAUUCACCUUCACUUCAUCAGUGGGCGGAACGAUGCAUCUUGGAUGGAUUAACAGAAGAAAUUGCCGGAUGGCUAUACAUAUGUCCCUAUAUACUGUUGGAGAUGGCUGAAAAUUGGAAUGUAUGAAAAUUACUAGUUUGUGCUGCGCACUAACUAUGGAGUUUUUUCACCCUUUGUGACAAAAAGGAUGGUGAAUCUAGCUAGAUAAGUUUGCUUUUGGAACUUGGCUAAGGGAAAUUUUGAUACAUGCUUAUUUGUUGUACUAGUUGAAAUUGGACUUGGUUUUAUGCCAAAGGAUGAAAUCAAUAAAGGACUGAUUUCUGCUA